UAGAAAGAUUUGAACAAAUCCAAAGAUGCCUCUUGCUCGAACUGAAAUGUGGCAACAGAAUGACACUGUUCCUCUGGAAAGUUUGGACGAGGUUCCAAUGGACGUAACAUAUCAAGGAGGCGCUGAUUCAAGUCUUGGUAGUUCAGGUAUGGAACACCACAUGACGAACUCCAGUAUGGACAGUACUUCUACUCGCUCAUUGCAAUCAGAGCAUUCAGUGACCACGACAGAAAUCAAUAUAUCUGACUAUCUUGGUGGACAUGUGAAGAAAGCUGAUCCUUCUCAUUUUUUAAUGUUAAAAGUUCUAGGGCAAGGAUCUUUUGGGAAAGUGUUUUUAGUCAAGAAAAAGCCUGAAUAUGGAGCCGAUGGGGAUCAUCUUUACGCGAUGAAAGUUCUAAAGAAAGCUACCUUAAAAAUUAGAGACCGGCACAGAACGAAGAUGGAGAGGAAUAUUUUAGCUGAAAUCGACCACCCUUUCAUUGUGACAUUGCAUUAUGCUUUUCAAACUGAGGGAAAGCUAUAUCUGAUUCUGGACUUUCUUCGAGGAGGAGAUCUUUUCACUCGACUGUCAAAGGAGGUAAUGUUCACGGAGCAAGAUGUCAAAUUCUACCUAGCCGAGCUGGCUCUCGCCUUGGAUCAUUUGCAUUCAGUGGGCAUUAUUUAUCGAGAUCUGAAGCCAGAGAACAUUCUUCUGGAUACUGAUGGACACAUAAAGUUGACAGACUUCGGGCUGAGUAAAGAAGCAGUAGGCACCGACCAAAAGGCCUAUAGUUUUUGUGGAACAGUUGAAUACAUGGCUCCUGAAGUAGUGAACAGAAAAGGUCACACAGUCGCAGCUGAUUGGUGGUCGUACGGAGUUUUGAUGUUCGAAAUGUUGACCGGUUCAUUGCCGUUCCAUGGAAGCAACAGGAAAGAGACCAUGCAACAGAUCUUGAAAGCCAAAUUGGGCAUGCCGCAAUACCUCAGCCCAGAAGCUCAGGGUCUUCUGAGACUUCUGUUUAAAAGAAACCCCGCAAACAGGCUCGGAAGCGGACCUAACGGCGUAACAGAUAUCAAAAUCCAGCCUUUUUUCUCAACAAUUGACUGGGAUAAACUGUUCAAGCGAGAGCUCAAGCCACCGUUCAAACCUGCAUGCACAAGUGAGGUGGUGAACUUCGACCACGAAUUCACAAGCAAGACUCCUCGCGACUCGCCUGCCUUUCCAGCAUCAGCGAAUGCAACUCGCCUUUUCCAAGGGUUCUCCUUUGUCAACCCAGAUCUCACCGCUGAUUUUAGUGUUGAAAGGCAGAAAGCUAUCUACGAGCGAUACUACCAUUCAGACAAAGAUCUCAAGAUGACUAGAGCUGUUCACUCAGUAAUCGAGGACCAGUAUGACGUCAAGGAGGAGAUUGGACACGGUGCCUAUUCAAAAGUUUUCCUUUGUGUGGAACGAGCUUCUGGUCGUAAAUAUGCUGUGAAGAGAAUAACUAAAGGAGGAUUUGACCCCAGUGAGGAGGUGGAAAUUCUGCUGCGCAACAAGAACAGUGAUCACAUCAUAAAUCUACAUGAAGUAUACGACGGUGGUGCUACUUACGACUUAGUUACCGAGUUCUGCUCUGGAGGAGAGUUGCUGCACCUCCUUCAGAAGAGGUCAGUCUCCGAGAGGGAGGCUGCCGAGCUCAUGUUUGCCAUAGUUUCCGCAGUAGCCAGUCUACACGAGAGUGGCGUAGUACACCGCGACUUGCAGCCCAGUAACUUGCUCUACAGAACGGCAGAUUGCUUGCCAAAGGACAUUGUUGUCGCGGAUUUCGGAUUCGCAAAACAAAUUAGAGCUGAGAACGGACUCUUGAUGACUCCAUGUUAUACGGAGAAGUUCGUGGCGCCCGAAAUCAUCAAGAAGCAAGGCUACGACGCAGCUUGUGAUAUCUGGAAUUUAGGUGUGAUCAUGUUUGUUAUGCUCUCAGGGCAAACUCCAUUUGCAGGAGAUGCUUCCGAGAAGCCAGAUGUGGUGCUGCAGAGGAUAAAUGAGAGCAAACUCAGUUUUUCCGUCGGCAAUUGGGGAUUCGUGACCCCUUCUGCAGUAAAUCUCUGCAGAGCAAUGCUGCAAGUAGACCCCAAACAGAGACCAUCAGCUGCACAGGUGCUGCGAUCUGAUUGGAUCAUGAACCGAGCCCAACUCCCCACCACAGUCCUGCCGCAUCCUUCAGACUCCCAACGAGUGGGGUCCUCAAUGCGCAUCCUGCAGAAUGCCAUCACCAGGACCACACCUCAGCCCAGUCUGGGAGCAGUGACUCAGAGCAGCAUCGCACAGAGGAGACUGAAUCGCGUCUCAUCCACGACACCAAUCGAGGCCGCAUGAACCAAUGUGCCAGGAUGAGGACGAUGGCCGCUCCACUCUACGUUCCCCAUCAUCGGCACUAUCUUUAUCUCUCUCAGAUUAGAAUUCGUUUUCGGAAAUUGAAUUAACUGUUUACCUAUCGGAUUUAAUUUGGGUAUUAGAGUAGGUAAUUAAUUACAUGUAGAAACCCUGAAAGAUUUUAUUUUAUACAAUUUAUAGCUGAUUACUGUGUUGUCUUUGAAAGAAGCUAUACUGUAUGGCCUCCAUGCAAAAAGUGUGAUGGUUUUAGUUAUUUAACUCUAUUAUAGCUCGUGUGAAUAAGACUUGGCGACGAAACUCAUCUCUGGUCAUUUUUAUUUCCUAUCGUAUUUCAUACAGAUAGUUUGGCUGGAAUGAAUAAGUCCCGGAGCUACGACAUCGCCCAAAAUAAUAGCAAUGCGAAAAAUGAUAGUUAUAUUUGUCUGUCGUCGAUAUCGUUGCUUCAAAGUAAAGAGUAUCUAGCCACAUACAUGUUGGUGCUCCUGUAUCUGCAGAUGUAGAUUGAUCUGUGAUCUGACCUGCUACAUCUGUCUUGAGACUUUUGCCUGAGUUUCUGAAAAGUAUCUCCAUCUUUCGUACUUUCUCUACGUAGUAAUUCUUUUAGUUUAAUAUUCUCUUGAUACUCUGCAGCUUGUCAACUGAGGAAACGCUCGAACCAAUCAUGAAAACAGUGAGGAGAGUUCUUCUAUCCUGCCUUCUUCUGAUCUAUUCUAGUCUAUUGCAAGUCUCACCACCCAAGCAUCUUUCACUAUAUCUUGCUCUUUCUAUCUAAUGCGCUUUUUCUCUUCACCCCUUUUUCGUUCAAAAACCAAUACUCCGAAAUGUUGCUCAUUCGAAACAUACCACCAAGUAUCGUGAAUGAAAUUUUGGAUCUUUUAUCUCUUUGUAAAUUUUAACUCAAAUCUAUGGCUUUUUAUUUUACAUUCAACAUUAAAGCAAUUUAAGUUCCAGAACUCUAUUUUUGGUUGUAGAAUCAACAUCUGCUUAAUCUGGUUGGAAUCAACGACUGCCUGUGUAGCUGUUUUCUGAAUCGUACCAAUUUUUUUUUCAAAAGUGAACUUUUGCUCUCAAAUCUGGCCGUCCUAACUUACUUAAAAAAAUGGCUGUACUGUGCUUUUCACCAAGCAAAACAGCUAAUCUUGCCCCACAAAUAUGUUGUUGUUAAUUGCGAAAAGUAUUGUUACAGUAAAUGAUUUAUUUGAGUAUGAAUGAAAAUUGGCAGUAUUUUUGCGCUAUACCAGACCAUGUGUGUGUUGUAUUUAAAUGGUUGAAAUAUUGCGAAAUCUGUACUUGACAUCUCGGUACAAUCUGUGCUCAGGUUGUAAUUUUAAUUUCAUCGUCAGAACGAAUCAGAUUUAUUAUUCAUUACCAA
This is a messenger RNA of Symsagittifera roscoffensis, 3728 nucleotides long. Its product is annotated as ribosomal protein S6 kinase 2 beta-like. Gene Ontology annotation, molecular function: magnesium ion binding; protein serine/threonine kinase activity; ATP binding. The record is from RefSeq and is a predicted model, not a curated record. The transcript is spliced from 6 exons. Lineage: Eukaryota; Metazoa; Xenacoelomorpha; Acoela; Convolutidae. Gene Ontology annotation, biological process: intracellular signal transduction; peptidyl-serine phosphorylation. The coding region runs from base 26 to 2338 and encodes 770 amino acids.